AUGCGCUACUUGGUUCCGAUCAUCGCCGCUUACUCGGCCUUCAUGGUCCCUAGCUGGGCGCAACUGGUUGCCCACGACGAGACAACCGCUUCGGGGGCUGUCGUCAGCCGCGAUAACGUAAUUUCCACAAUUAAAACGACCGACCUGGGCAACUCUAAAUGGGCUAAGCGUGCCAUAAUUGAUGAUAGAGAUUCCGGGCGUCGAAGCCAACUACAAAACGCCAUCAACGAGUAA
This is a messenger RNA of Pyricularia pennisetigena, 234 nucleotides long. RefSeq lists its product as uncharacterized. NCBI's taxonomy places the organism in Eukaryota, Fungi, Ascomycota, Sordariomycetes, Magnaporthales, Pyriculariaceae. The record is from RefSeq and is a predicted model, not a curated record. The transcript has 2 exons. The coding region runs from base 1 to 234 and encodes 77 amino acids.